CUACAACAACAAUAAACAACAAACGAGUUUUAAAAAAUGUUAUUAACAAUUAAAUGCGCUCAGAAUGUGAUUAAGCCGAACUUUCCGAAAGUGGCCAAUCUGCUCGCCAGUCGCUGUAAAUCUGGUUUAUCCGACGGCCCGGCAACAACGAGUGGCAGCUCACAAAUCUCAGUUCUGUAUUCGCCAGCAGCGAGAGAAGCAGCAAAGGCAGCAACUGGUGGCAGUGCAAAUCUCCGGCGAUUCUACGGCACCCAAAACUCAGAGGCCCCAGCAGCCAAAACCCAAACUACAACGAAAAAGCGCAAAAUGGUGGUGCGACUAAACGAACAGGAGCGUGCUGAGAAGCUGCAGCCCCUCCUGGAGGCCGGCUGGACCUUGGUGGAGGGUCGCGAUGCCAUCUUCAAGCAGUUCGUCCUGAAGGACUUCAACCAGGCCUUCAGCUUCAUGACGGGCGUGGCCCUGCUGGCCGAGAAGAUCAACCACCACCCGGAGUGGUUCAACUGCUACAACAAGGUGGACGUGACCCUGUCCACGCACGACGUGGGUGGCCUCAGUUCGCAGGACAUUCGCAUGGCCAAUCACUUGGAAGCCACGGCCAGUUUGUUGAAAUAAACACAUUGUUAUAUAUUCUA
This is a messenger RNA of Drosophila takahashii, 632 nucleotides long. It is a transcript of the gene Pcd, whose product is annotated as pterin-4a-carbinolamine dehydratase. The record is from RefSeq and is a predicted model, not a curated record. Gene Ontology annotation, biological process: tetrahydrobiopterin biosynthetic process. Lineage: Eukaryota; Metazoa; Arthropoda; Insecta; Diptera; Drosophilidae. Gene Ontology annotation, molecular function: 4-alpha-hydroxytetrahydrobiopterin dehydratase activity.